Molecule: messenger RNA, 2749 nt
Organism: Seriola aureovittata
Lineage: Eukaryota; Metazoa; Chordata; Actinopteri; Carangiformes; Carangidae
Gene: chp2
Product: calcineurin-like EF-hand protein 2
Exons: 7
Coding region: 130-711 (193 amino acids)
Molecular function (GO): calcium ion binding
Source: RefSeq, a predicted model, not a curated record
AGUGCAGACAGUCUUCUGCAGGACACACAGAAAGAUACAGUCAGCCUGCUGGCAACUGGAGACAAUAGACUGCAGCUACAAGCCUUGGAGACUUAAAACAAAAGUCAGCGCUGUGUUUUCUGCAGUAGGAUGGGCUCCAGCAGCUCCAGCAUCGACAACAUCCCCAAUGCCCGAGAGAUCAUGCAGGAAACUGGCUUCUCUGCUGCCCACCUCCUGCGUCUGUAUGAGAGGUUUCAAUUUCUGGACAAAGACCAGACAGGAGAGCUCAGGCCUGAGGAUUUCGGAGCUCUUCGGGAGUUGGCCAUGAACCCCAUUGGAGACAGGAUCAUCGGUGCCUUCUUCUCUCCAGGACAGGAAAGAGUGGACUUUCCCUCCUUUGUCCGGGUUCUGGCUCAUUUUCGUCCCACCGACACAAACCGAACCAGAGGGACACAGCAGGACCCAGCCAACAGCAGCACCAGGAAACUCAAAUUUGCCUUCCAGUUGUAUGAUCAAGACAGAGAUGGAAAGAUUUCCAGAGCAGAGCUUCUUGAGGUGCUGCGGGCGAUGCUGGGGUUGCAAGUGACAGAGGAGCAGCUGCAGAGCAUCGCAGAGCGAGCCAUCCAAGAGGCUGACCUGGACAAAGACAAUGCCAUUUCCUUCGAUGAGUUCAGACAGUCUCUGGAGAAAGUGAACAUCGAUCACAAGAUGAGUAUUCGCUUCCUGAAAUAAAGACGAAACCUGCUAAGACUUUGGGAUUUUCCUGUUUACACUGAAAAGAAGAUGAGAUGAAAAUUCAGCUGGAGACAUGAAGAGGAACCAACAGAGAGAAGUUGAUCAGAUGGAAUUAAACAGAUGCUAUUCUUUAGCAUGGUUACUGAAUAAGUUAAUAUGCUGCUUCCAUUGGUUCAGACCAUUGGCAGCAGUAACACGUCCCUACAGGGCUUUUACCUCAAUGGAAAUGGAGGAUGAGGAGUUCAGAUGAAGGAAACUAAUGGAUGAGGUGGAUGGAGCAGGAACAAUUUCUCACCUAUCACCACAGAGACCUGGUAAUCAUUUCUUUAAGGGUAGGCAGAAACCUUUACAUACAACAUAUAAACAGAUCAAUAAACAAUAAAUUCUGUUGAACAAAAGUACAAAACUUAUAAACAAGGGUUAAACUGUGAUGAGAAAACAAAAAUGAAGUAGUAAAGUAACAUUAGUAACAACAAUUUGCUUUUUCAACAAAAAAGAUCAGAUUUUUGAUUUGAUUAUCAUCACCAUAUCAUCUAUAUACUAUGUAGCCACAGUUGUUAGCUGGUUGGCUGUGACGCCUGCACAGUGGGAACUGGAACUGGAUAACUGGAUGAACCUCCUACGUGAUUUGCCCUUCAGGUGAAGCUCAUUGGUGGACCUCAUGGACCCUGUUCUCCUGAAACUAACUACAAGUGCAAAUGCAAGUGCAAACAAUUAAGAUGGACAUCAGAGUAGUGCAACCCAAGCACAGUAGAUGAAUACGGAUUCUGCAAUAUGGCCAAUCACAUGAGUUAAUCUUGUCUUGCAGAUUGGACAUCAAGGUGUGUAUGAUGCACAUCCACAAGAAUACAAUUAUCUGUGUAACUUAAAAUUCUUCAUCCACCAUAUCUGUGAGGGGUCAUGCAGACUGUCCAUGUGCAGCCCAAAAUGUAUGACUGUGUGAACUAAUGACUUUCACCUACAGACACUAUAGUUAACUAUAUGCAUGACUGUCAUAACUUUUUGUUGUGAUUCAACUUUUUUGUGCUAAGUUCUACUAUUGAAUAAAGAGCUUAGUCUGUAUCAAUGUGAGUUUUUUUUUUUUUACUUUAUCUAUAAGCAGUUUCCUUCUCUAAAUCUUCAUGGUUGAACAUGAUUCCGUCUCCAGUGUGUCAUGAAGUCUCAUGACUGAAUGUUUGAAUUCCAUUUUCACCUCUGCAGACCAACGACAAGCUGAAUAUAUACCAUAUAAGCAUACAUUCAUGAACGUAUAUGUAUGACAUUUAUGUACAUGUAUGACAUUUAUGUCAAUACAUGAAAGUAUUCCAAUUUCUAAUAGGUUUCAUAUAUCAUUUUUACAUACGUUAUGUGCUUUUAUUUUAAAUGUACAUGUAUGUCAUAUAUGGAAAUUCAAUAUAUGAACAUGUAUUACAAUUGCAUAUGGGAACCUGCAUAUUAGUUGCUCUGACAUCAAAUUACAGUAUGCAGUUUGAAACACAUUUAACUAGGCAGCAUGACAGCAAGCAGUAAAAUGGAUAUUUUCCUUUUCGAAAUGAAGGAAUCUGAAACUGAAAAUACAAGCUGCAACUUAAAUUAAUUUAAUUAUCGAUUCCAGGUCAGUUGAUGGAUGAAUUCAGCACCUAUGGUAUGAAGGGAUAUGCUAUGUUUACUACUGUAUGCAUUGUAUGAUUAAAAAAGCAAAUCAGCCUUAAACUGAUGAUUAUGAUUGUUUAUGAACAUUGAUGACAUGUGAACAUUGAACAUUGUGACCCUGAUUGCCGUUUGAGAUUGCAGAAUGAUGUACAGGGACUGACAAGAAAGUACAAGUAUGACAUGUUUAGAUAACAGGUUCAGGUCAGAGUGGUGUGAGGAGAGAAGAGGCGGAGUGACCCUGUUACACAGAGAAUGUGUGUAUAAGAAUGAAUGUCUGAAACAAGAAAGUACUGCAUGCUGCUUAGACAGGCGAGACGAGAGCAGGGUGGUCCAGAGCUCUGUAAGCAAUCUCAAACUUAUAUGCUUGACUAUACUUUUAAUAAAUUAGACGUGUUGAACUUUA